This is a messenger RNA of Zootermopsis nevadensis, 3361 nucleotides long. RefSeq names its product cullin 1 (gene Cul1). The record is from RefSeq and is a predicted model, not a curated record. Gene Ontology annotation, cellular component: cullin-RING ubiquitin ligase complex. Gene Ontology annotation, molecular function: ubiquitin protein ligase binding. Gene Ontology annotation, biological process: ubiquitin-dependent protein catabolic process. NCBI's taxonomy places the organism in Eukaryota, Metazoa, Arthropoda, Insecta, Blattodea, Termopsidae.
CGUUCAAAUAUUAUUAAACACGUUUAAAAAAUUGUGUGAAGGUAGCUUGGCAAUACUGGCUCUCUGUCACACUGAAGUGAUUGUAGUAGUGUACGCUUUUAUUCAUUGAUAUUUUAGGUGGAAAUAAAUUACAAAUUUAUAUAUUUUUAACUUCUCUGUUAAAAGUAAAGAGACUCUUUUGUUAUGUUAUAUAUUGAGAGCUGAAGAAUACACUUGGCUGGCCUCCACUUGCUAUGUCAGGACAUAGAAAUCAGAACAACCCUCCUGGGCUGAAGCAGAUUGAUCUUGACCAGAUCUGGGGUGAUCUCAGGGAAGGCAUAGAGCAAGUGUAUAGUCGUCAGGGCAUGUCUAAGCCUCGCUAUAUGGAACUUUAUACGCAUGUCUACAACUAUUGUACAAGUGUACAUCAACAAAUAAAUCGCAGCACAUCUACCAAAUCGAAGAAGGGUCAAGUGUCUGGUGGUGCACAGCUUGUAGGUCUGGAACUGUACAAGAGACUACGAGAUUUCCUGCGUAACUAUCUCAUCAGCUUACUCAAGGAUGGUAUUGACCUGAUGGAUGAAGAUGUUCUCCAGUUCUACACAAGACAGUGGGAGGAGUAUCAGUUUAGUUCAAAGGUGCUUAAUGGUGUCUGUGCUUACCUCAACAGGCACUGGGUACGGAGAGAGUGUGAAGAGGGUCGCAAAGGAAUCUAUGAGAUAUACCAGCUAGCCUUGGUGACAUGGCGGGAUAACUUAUUUAAGCAGCUCAAUAAACAGGUGACAAAUGCAGUUCUGAAGCUUAUAGAGCGUGAAAGGAAUGGUGAAACUAUCAAUACAAGACUUGUGAGUGGAGUGAUCAACUGCUAUGUUGAACUUGGACUGAAUGAAGAGGAUCCUGGUGCUAAGGGACAGAACCUGUCAGUGUACAAGGAGUCAUUUGAAAAUGUGUUCCUGGAGGAUACAGAGAGGUUCUACACACGUGAGAGCACGGAGUUCCUUCGACAGAAUCCUGUCACAGAAUAUAUGAAGAAGGCAGAGCAACGUUUACUUGAGGAACACAAGCGAGUUCAAGUGUACCUGCAUGAGACAACGUUGGACAGGCUGGCUAAGACGUGCGAGAAAGUGCUAAUUGAAAAGCAUCUGGAAAUUUUCCAUGCAGAGUUCCAGAACCUCCUUGAUGCAGACAAGAAUGAAGAUCUUGGACGCAUGUACCAACUCGUUGCUCGUAUUCCUGAUGGUCUUGGUGAGCUGAGAAAUCUGCUAGAGAGCCACAUUGCCUCACAGGGACUUGCUGCCAUUGACAAAUGUGGUGAUUCUGCUAACAAUGACCCCAAAAUUUAUGUCAAUACAAUACUAGAAGUUCAUAAAAAGUACAAUGCAUUAGUACUGACAGCAUUCAACAACGACUCUGGAUUUGUGGCUGCUCUGGAUAAGGCAUGUGGACGUUUCAUCAACAGCAAUGCAGUGACACGACAGGCCAACAGUUCAUCAAAAUCACCAGAGUUAUUGGCAAAGUACUGUGACCUCUUAUUGAAAAAGAGCAGUAAAAAUCCGGAGGAAGCCGAACUUGAAGAUACUCUUAACCAAGUUAUGGUUGUUUUCAAGUACAUUGAAGACAAAGAUGUGUUCCAGAAGUUCUAUAGUAAAAUGCUGGCAAAGCGGUUAGUCCAGCAUAUGUCAGCCAGUGAUGAUGCUGAAGCAUCUAUGAUCUCAAAGCUGAAGCAAGCUUGUGGCUUUGAGUACACAUCUAAACUUCAGCGAAUGUUCCAGGAUAUUGGUGUGUCUAAGGACUUGAAUGAGCAGUUCCGGAUACACCUCACAAACUCAAAUGAACCUCUUGACAUAGACUUUAGCAUACAGGUUCUCUCCUCAGGAUCUUGGCCAUUCCAGCAGUCCUUCACAUUCUCUCUACCCACAGAGUUGGAGCGAAGCGUUCACAGGUUUACGACAUUCUAUAGUGGCCAGCACAGUGGACGAAAACUCAACUGGUUGUACAACAUGUCAAAAGGGGAACUUCUCACAAAUUGCUUCAAAAAUAGGUACACACUGCAGGCAUCAACGUUCCAGAUGGCAGUGUUGCUGCAGUUCAAUGUGUCAGACAGCUGGACAGUUCAACAACUGCAUGAGUCAACACAGAUCAAAGUAGACUUCCUUGUGCAAGUACUGCAGAUCCUGUUGAAAGCCAAGUUGCUUCAAAGUGAUGAUGAUGAGAAUGAACUGCACUCCAACUCGUCCAUUGCACUCUUCACAGGCUAUAAGAACAAAAAGUUGCGUGUCAACAUCAACAUCCCGAUGAAGACAGAACUUAAAGUGGAGCAGGAGACAACCCAUAAGCACAUAGAGGAAGACCGCAAGCUGCUGAUCCAGGCAGCUAUAGUGCGCAUCAUGAAAAUGAGGAAGGUGCUAAAACACCAGCAGCUGGUUGCAGAGGUGCUGAACCAGCUCUCAUCCCGCUUCAAGCCUCGUGUUCACGUCAUUAAGAAAUGUAUUGACAUCCUGAUCGAAAAGGAGUACCUGGAAAGGACUGAGGGCCAAAAGGACACAUAUAGCUACUUAGCAUGAUUACAUAGCGACAGGAACAAACAAACGAAAGAGGGCGGGCAGGGUCAGCACUAUCCACGCUAAAGUUCUACAUAGAAAAAAUAAAUUGUAAAUGUCAAAAUAAAAGUAAUUUAAAAAGGAAUUAAAAAUAGAACUUUAAUUUAUCAUUGAAAAUUAAAACUUCCCAUUCAAUGUGAAAAACUUAAGGCAUCACCAUCAAAGUAGAGUCCUUUCCCUCAGGUGAUUAUUUUUUAAAUAUUUGGCACUUACUUACUCUUUCAUAAAAAUUGGGUGGUGGGAGAAAGUUAAUUGCAAAUUCCCCAAACCACUCCUUAUUCUUAACGAUGUGAAUAAAUCAGAACUAAAGGGGGUAAUGUGUCAGUUCCUUCUCUGCAGUUUUGCAAGUGUGGGCCAUAUACAAGAGUGAAAACAGAAGCAGUGAUUUGUAAUUUAUUUUCUUGUGUCUUGGUUAUUUGCUCUUAUUAUCAUUAUUUUCCUCUGGUACUUGUUCACUGGUGCUGCACAGUGUGUAUUGGUGAUACUGAACACAAGAUAGGACAGUGUGUGACUACUAUCUCCUUUUCAGUUCUAUCUCAUCACCCUUCAGUCCCUACUUACAUUUUUCUUUCUUUUGCAACAUAAGGUUUUUUCUAACAGUUUUACUUACCAAAGGAACUUGUGACAGAACGGAAAACAGUGUGUAUCAAGCGUUGAGGACUUAACUACAUCAGAAUGUGGAAAAACUGGCAGAGAUAUUGAUUAAUGUAUGGAUGUUUUGUGGUGUGAUUGUAUUAAGGAUCUGUUUUUCUGUUAAAUAUUGCAAAGCUUUUUAUCAACAA